GUGACUGGUAAAACGAAAGUUGGCAAAAUUGUCUGCUGUUAGGAUUUCAGAACGAUGUCAACAAUGAGAAUAUAUUUUGACAUUUAUUUCCUUUGCUUGAUGUAUUUGUCUAUAUACGAAGUAUAUGGAACAAUCCCUAAUUAUAAGCAGUCUCCUCUAGUGAGAAGAUACGACAGACAAUUGGAGAAUACACUUUAUGACCAGAAGACCGAUUUGGUUGUAGCCAACUUUAACACCACAUACAAUGACAUCACAAACGAAGAUAGAGAAGUCAUCUUUAAGUAUACAUACGAAGAGAUCAUUAAUAAGACAACAGCUGUAAGAGUGACGGUAUCGCUCCCAAACAAGGAGGUCGACAUCAAUAAUCCAGUUCUGUUCGUGGUUCGACAACAGCAGGGUAUCCUGUCAUGGAGACUGCCCAUGUACCUUGAAUACAUCUAUACAUACAACCUGGUCAGUCGUAAUCUUUGUCCAGUCGACGCGAUUCAUAGGAACUCCUCAACCAAGGACCAGACCGUGUUUGUGGAUGUUUCCACGUUCUCUAAACAAAACAUCACAUUCACAAUUUCCGCGGAUUUUGUGAAGGAUUUUCACCUCAGAACUGAUGAGAUCCGAAAUGUGAAUGUAACGCCUUCCCAGCCUCAGUAUUUUAUGUUCACCUUUCCUGACAAUGUCGACUCUGUGAUAGUCCAGGCGAAAUCCGACAGCGACCUCUGUAUGAUAUUCUCCUUGCAGGAUGUCAAGUGUCCUGUGUUUGACCUUGACCGAGAUGUUGAGUUUUCUGGUGUUCAUCAAACAAUGACCAGACAGGCGGCCAUUACCGCAGAGAAAUCUAGCUACGACCAGAACUCGUUCUACAUCGUGACGGUACUGAAGCCCUCUGACUAUGACUGUAAUGGUAUUGAGACUAUACAAGCUGCUGGUUAUACUCGCAGGAAACAACUAACACUACAGGUGUACGGCACCAUCAGUGCUAAGAAGUAUUACGUGGCCAUUAUAGGGGCGGUGAGCGUAUUUGUUGGAUUCUACCUGGUGGCUUUCCUUGUAGGAGUACUGUAUCACGGCUGUCGAAAAAAUUGGGGUGUCUGGGAAUUUGUGCUUGAGGAAGAUACAGAAGAGACCAAUCCUCUCACAGGAGAAAGUCGGCCUAGUCGUCAUGGGUACGGGACUGUGGAACCGGAUCUGGAUUCAGAGGAUAGCAGUGCCCAGAGAAAUAAAGAGAUGUACAGAGUUACCCCCUCCAGACCCCCCUCUCUCGCCAGAACCCCGUCAGAGGAUGACGUCGACUUCCUAGAUGAUGCCACAAGCGAAAAGAAUGUCCUCCGAACAAAAACUGCUCUGUUUGUAUGUGACUUGGCUAGAAAGCCCAAGAAACGACAGGAGAAAAACUACAAGCUCUUUUGUAGAAACCUUGUUGCUAUUUCAAUUUUCUACGGCCUACCUGUCCUGCAGCUUGUGAUGACCUACCAAAAGGUUUUACACGUUACUGGCGACCAGGAUAUCUGUUACUACAACUUUGACUGCUCGCGACCUCUGGGUGUACUCAGUGCCUUCAACAAUGUCUUUAGUAACAUUGGUUAUGUCAUGUUAGGGUUGCUGUUCCUUCUGCUUGUGUGGAGGAGAGAUCUAGUUUACAGAAAGGCAGUGGAAAGAAACCCUGAGGUUGAAACAAAAUAUGGCCUGCCACAACACAACGGGUUACUGUAUGCUAUGGGGCUGGCUCUGUGUAUGGAGGGGGUGAUGAGUGGCUGUUAUCACGUCUGUCCCAACUACUCCAACUUCCAGUUUGAUACCUCUUUUAUGUACAUCAUUGCCUGCCUGUGUAUGCUGAGAGUCUAUCAGAGUAGACACCCUGACAUCAGCGCCAAAGCUCACACUUCCUACCUCGUCAUGGCCUUCGUCAUAUUUAUAGCUGUUGUUGGCGUGGUAUACGGUACAAACAUUUUCUGGAUCCUGUUCGCCCUCGUUGACAUGCUUGCCUCCCUUAUCCUCAGUGUCUAUAUAUACUACAUGGGCCGCUUCAAAAUGAACACAGGGAUCGUAACAAAGAUGUAUUUAUCUCUACGGUACGAGUGUGGACACUGCACGACACCGAUGUAUAAGGAUAGACUGGUAAUCCUCUUUAUAGGGAAUGUACUGAACUGGAGUUUUGCGAUAUACGGAGCAGUGACUAGGCCGUCAGAUUUUGCCAGUUACCUGCUAGGAAUUUUCAUAGGCAAUUUACUGUUGUACUCUCUCUUCUACAUUAUAAUGAAGUUGAGGUAUAAAGAGAAGAUACACCCUUUAGCAGUCAUGUGCAUCCUAACAGCCACCGUAUUCUGGUGCAUGGCACUCUACUUUUUCUUCGCUCAUCUAACGUCCUGGCAGCUGACUCCAUCGCAGUCCAGAAAGGGAAACAAAAGCUGUAUGUUACUAGAUUUCUACGAUGCCCAUGACGUCUGGCAUUUCCUGUCGGCCAUUGCCAUGUUUAUGUCUUUUCUGGUUCUAUUGACCUUGGACGAUGACCUCUUCUCCACGCGCAGAGACAGGAUCACCGUGUUUUGAGAUGACAUCACAGCAACAUCUGAUGAUGUCAUCAUUCUACCACAAAGUGCUAUAUAUACUCGACGAAUUACUCGACGAAAUGCCGGGAAACGUUCGCCCAGUCACAUUUCACCCUUAACUGGUAGAAUCCAUUUUUUUGCAGAUGGAAUUUCAUCAUUAACAUGUUAUUCCUAUGUAUAGCAUGUUGUGUAGUUAUUUUCAGUGGUGUGAUAAUUCACCCUCAUUACGGAUGGCGAAAAAUUAAAAGCGACAAAAAUUUCCCGGUAGACAGUACUAUGUAUGAUCCAGCCAAUACCUUAAAUAUCAUGAUAAUAAUAUUUUUGUAUGUCACAAACUAUCUGUGUUUAACACAGAAAUUUAACUCAUUUGUUCACAAAGUGACAAAGGUAGUUUCAGUUAAGUUAUUGACAUUUUGUCCUUCAACAAAUUUGUCCUGGCAUUAUUAUCAUGCCGAUAUUCUACAAGAGGGUGUAAAAUUUGUUCAGAGUUCAGGUGACCUUGACUUGCUUUCUAGUUAACUGCAGCCAAAUUUUUAAAACAGUUUUCAACAAUUUUCUUCUAAAGAUUGUUCAGAGUAAUGAUAUUCACCCUAUUUUAGGUUUUUGAAAUGAAGGGCAAUCAUUUUUUUUUAAUCAAAUGACUUUGACCUACUUUGAAGGUCACAGAGGUCAAAUGUACAGAAAUCUUUAAUUGAAUCCCUGUAAAAUUUCAAAAGUUUUGUGUAAUAAUAAGUUUCCUAUGGCUCUGAUGAUCAUGAUCAAAUUUGUUUCAAUAAAAUAACUUAAACUAUUUUCGAGGAUACAGGGGUCAAAUACAGUCAAACUUUGAUUUUUUAACUUUGUGUGACCAUCUGGAAAAAUUUGAAUCAUUGGGACUUUGACUCAUGAAUGUUGAACAACAAAUUAAAUGUCAUACCUUGUUUAAGUGAUUUUGAGACGUGAAAAACAAAUUAUAUGGCAACCAGUUAUAUAUUUUUUUAAACUCACAAGUAUGUUUACAACAUAUUCUAUAAAAAUAAACACGAGUCGUUAAUGUCAUUUUCUUUGACAUAUGCUUACGUUUACAUUUCAAUGCAAUUUACAGAUAAUUUGUUUCAGUUUGAUUUAUAAGUUGUAAUUUUCAAUGUUUUCAGAACGAUUGGACCUGGAUUAUGCUUUGAAACAGCGAAAAAUUUGACCAAUAAAAGUUUGAUUAAUGAAUAGAACGUUAGUAGUGUUAUAUAAUGGAAAAAAUCGGGAAUUUGCUAUAAAUUUGACACGACGAAAAAUUUGAAUCUUUAAAGUUUGAUUUAUAGAAGUUUGACCGUAUGCCAAAAUAUUUUAAAGAUUCGUUAAGUUAAGAGUAAUGAUAAUUUGCCCUGUGUCUUUUUUACCUAUUUGUGAAAAAGACUGUAAAAAUAGCAUUGUCAUCACGGUCAUCCUAAAAUAUGUCUGCAGUGUAUAAAUUGUAUUCCAGACAAAUUUGUCCUACAGCUUAACAUUGUGUUGACAAGAUACUCAGUGAUUACCUUAGCUAUCACAAAACUUUGUAAAUUUUGUGUAUUAACGCUGUAUCAUUCCAAACAGCCAUUUAUAUCAGCGUUUUGUAUAAAUACAAAGAUGGCAUUAGGUUAUCAUAUGACCAUUUCCAUAUCCUACUCUGUAUAAGCCCAAGGGUCUGGAGGCUCGAGGGCUAAUAUUGGUCGAGGGCUGAUAUUGAGUAGGAUAUGGAGUAGAACAUUACAACUCAAUUGUAUGAUAAUAAAUAUUAAGUUUUGUUGGAAAGGGAAUCGCUCAAGUGUGAACUCCUUAUGCAUUUAUCAGAACAAUUGAGAGAUUUUUCAAUAUUCUCUUACACAUUUAGUGAUAAUAAAUGUCAAAUUUGUUAACAAAAUAUUGAAUUUCAAAUGCAUUCUCAUGACA
This is a messenger RNA of Mizuhopecten yessoensis (Yesso scallop), 4445 nucleotides long. Its product is annotated as SID1 transmembrane family member 1-like. Gene Ontology annotation, cellular component: membrane. The transcript is spliced from 23 exons. The coding region runs from base 55 to 2544 and encodes 829 amino acids. The record is from RefSeq and is a predicted model, not a curated record. Lineage: Eukaryota; Metazoa; Mollusca; Bivalvia; Pectinida; Pectinidae.